AAGGCCAGUCCAUUGUUAAACUAUUAAUCAGUUGGUCAAUAAUGCUGCUUAAUAAUGAAUGAGACGCCUCAGAGAAAUUCUGUUCUUUUCUGAAACUGCUCAAACACAAACUAAAAUGUUUUGUUUUUCUGCUGAUUGGUUUUAAUGAAGUUUGUGGUGCUUUACCAACUUAGCCAGACUAGGAGACCAACUUAAGACCAGCCAGUGUUAUUUUACUAUCAAUGAGAUAUUAUUAUAGUUUUUAUUAAUAUUUGGGAUUAGCCUUUAUUGUUAUAUUUCUUGCCAUUUAUAUACUUUUCAGAUUUUAGUAGUUUUGUUAGUGUGAAUUUAAAUUAAUUUUAGUACAUCAGGCUAUAAAAUAUAAUAUAUAUAUAUAUGUGUGUGUGUGUGUGUGUAGGUAGGUAGGUAGGUUUAUUAAAAAAUAACGAUAUAUAUUUUUAAUGGUUUUAAUUUUAAUUCCGGUAAUUAAAUAACCAUGAGACCAGAAAACUCAGCAUGGACUGAUGUUAUAUAUAUAUGUUUUUUUUUUCUUCCUCUUAAGGAUAAUAACAACUUAUGCAAUUAGUAGGCUACCUUACAGUGAGUCUUUUAACAUUUUGAGAAUAUUACAUUAUUAAUAGCUUAACCGUUACGCUGUUAACAUUUGGCAACUCUAUAAUAUAAUUGUAUUUCUAACCACGAAAUCACUGAUGUUUUAUCGACAGACUAGAAGGUCCCUUUAAAUGGGUGUUUUCUGAACGUUAUUCAUGAUUUUCUUGCAGUUAAAAACCCGUUCCUAUUCUUUACUGUGAAAGUUUGAGCGAGUUUGUUACCGUUUCCAUGACAACAGGAAGCGCACAACGUAAACACAGAUGCACUGAGAUUUGAUCCCAGGACAUCAUGAAACACUGGAUGCUUUUUCAGAAGAUGGGUUUGAAGUGGACUCCUAGUGCAGGCAGUGAUAUCUCAAACUGACUUUUAACCAUGUCUUCACCCAAGAGAGAGACUCGAGGAAAUGGCUUUUCAGAACCAGCCGUCACCCGAAACAAGAGAAGAAACAGUCUUGAAGCUGCAGCUUCUCAGCCUCGACUGCUGCUUCGUGAAUCUCAUACUGCCACACCAGCAUUUAAGUGUGAACCCUCACCCUUUCGCUCCCUCAGCCCUCCAUUGUCUCCACCGCAAUACGAUCUGUCGUUUGUUAAACUGCCUCAGUUAGUAUCACAGGUUUGCCCUGAACUGCCGCUAAGAGAGACUGUGUGGCGAGAAGGGCCCCGUUUUGUGACACCUGUCAGAGCGAUUCAGCACUCAAACGACAGAAGAUUCAAGUUUGAACAUGAGAAGCCUGCAGUCCCAAGAGAAAAGAAUAAAACCAAGAAAAAUAGGAAACCUAAAUACAAACCACUCACCGGAGCUGAGGUAGUUGAGAUGCUAGCCAAGGAAAAACAUCUGGGGGAACAUGAAUUUUACUAUUUGAAGGCUUCUGAAGAUGGACCUUACAGACCAUAUGACUUGCGAGUGGUCUCACGCAGUGAAGUGGGCACAGAUUACUACACCAACACUCUCACAACCAUAAUACAUGUGCAGAACGGCUGCUUCAUUGAGCUCUGGAGCCUGGGAGAGUGGACACGAGAGUCUGCGCUUUGGGGUGCUGUAAGAAACAUCCCAUUUUUCAGAGACUUUGUACUGCGCAAGACCUUCGAAAGGUGGCACAGGAAUGCACACAAGGCUACUGUCAAACGCAGGAUUGACCUCCUUCCUUCUCAGAUGCUGAUAGCAGUGCCCCAAUUCAGGGGUGCCUUAUUACAUCUCGCCAGAUUAACUGAGGAGCUAAAGCAAGUCAGUUGGCUGCCACAUGAUGAUAUAAGGACUUAUACAUUAUUAGAUUUCCAAACUGCACUCCUGGAAAAGAGUCAGGCAGCUCAAGCAUCUUUAGAUAGUUUCCUACAUUGUUGUGCUGCUACACUUAGUAAGGUAAGGUAUGAGACUUACCAAGCACAUCAGGAGCUCCAAAUGAAAGUGGAAAACUCAAAACUCUACCAGAGCACUCAAUCCCUACACGUUCAGCUCACCUACCAUAGAAACCUCCAGAAAGAGCUCAGUCAGGCAGAGCAAGCAUUACAGCGGCUGGGAAACCUCGCUGCUCUAGCUGACCGCAUGACUGUUCAAAACCUUGUCACCAUCUCAAAGCGGGAGAUCACUGCAUUCCUAAACAAUGUUUUAAAAAGAGAACAGGAACAACAGGGUGGUCUCUUCCAGACAGAGAUUAUCUUUGGAGCAGACAGUCAGCUCACUGUUUUUCCUCCAUUGCAAUUGUUUCAAAAGGUUUUGCUUGGAGCAUUGCUAUUAGUAGCAGAUUCUGUCCUGCAGGUGUUUGACUCCUGCAGUUUAUCAUGUGACUCAAAAGGCUGUUUGUCCAACAGCUGUGUUAAAGACCACAUUGCAGCCAAAUGUUGUGAAGUAACAGGUCCAGGCAGUGUUUCCUCACAAACGGAGCAUGAUAUGUCACCCCAAACCCAAAUGCCAGUCACAAUGAACUCCCUCAAAGUUCAGGGACAGAGAGUGCGAGGCCAUUUUCAGCCUCUGCCCCGAAGACUGCUGGAGUGGAACUUGAAGGUUCACAUUGAAACACAAGAGUUUCAGAAUGAGCAGAUCAAGAUUACACAGGAUGCCAUUACAGAGGUGCACCAGCUGUGUGAGAGCCACUCUUGGUUGGCAGAUGUUCAUUUGUUCACUGGUCAGUGGAGUUCAUCCUCUCUAGAGACCCUGAGUGGAUGUUCCCCCCUGAAAUAUGAGGAGCUGAUCAAGAAACUUCAUUUUUGGAUGGACAGAGUUCACAGCUUGCCUCCAUCUUUUACUACAUCAAACAAGUUGUUCACUGUUGAAAUCUCCAACUUCCAAAAGCAUAUCGGUUCCAUUUUAGGCAUCAUUGACAAGGAUGUACUAAAGCUACUGUGUGACGAUUUGCAGACACGUUCUGAGAACCUCAGUUCUGAGCUGAAAACAGCUGUGGAAGUCAUAAAGUCUGAGCCUAGUACCUUUGACCAGUUUACCGUUUUUUCAAACACGGUCCAGCACAGUGAGAGGACAUUAGGGGAUAUACAGCAGAGGCUGGAAGACCUCCACUCUCUACAGCAGACUGUGAGAAGGAAUUAUACACACAUGGAUCCAAGUGAUGUUCUCUCAUUGAAGCAGGUCGUUGACUUGUGGGAUCAGUUUGUUCAGCUCCUAAAACCAGCUGCAGACAUAGUUACCCAGCAGCUUCCUUCUAUGCUUGAUAAACUGGACAAGAACAUUUCUUUAUUAGUGAACAAAUUAGACAACCUGGUUUCAAGAGCCACCUCUAGACUCUAUCUCGACCCUGAUCAGAAUCCCAAGGAAAUGUUUGUCCAGCUGAAAGCAUUGUACAGUCAGUUCUACGUGAUUGCUGAGCAGCUGAAUGAACAGAGCAGAGCCAGUGAAAUUCUGAGAGGUCACCUACUUGAUCUCACUUUUCUGACAGUAGCACGGCAGAAUAUGGAAGCAAGGAAAGGACUCUGGGAACUGAUGAGCGUUUUGUCCACACAAAUUCAUGAGUGGAAGCUGCUAAAUUUCAAGAAGUUUGUGGUGACUAAAGCACAAGACAAGGUUAGUGAAUGGCUACGACAGGCAGAGGCAUUUGCAAAAGUUUUACCCUCCCAUGAUGCUUUGCUGCAGAAAACCCUACAGAUUUUGCAGGGAUUCAACCAGCUACUCCCUGUUUUAAGUAAGCUGAGCAGCCCAAAACUGAAGCCCAAGCACUGGAAAAUCAUCUCAAAGGGAAUUGGCCUGCGGUAUGACCCAGGAUGGAAAUUAACGCUGGCUGAUCUCAUGUCCAAAGAGCUAGAGAAGCAUCAAAAUAAAAUCGACAAGAUCUAUCUAGAUGCCAAAGCUGAGGCAGACAUGGAACAGAAUUUCAGAGCACUUCGGAGGCACUGGGAACAGGCAGAAUUUCUUCAUACCAGGUUUAUUAUUGCUGUCGAGCAACAGCAGGGUCCACAACUAGGUGAUGGAAAGGAGAAAAAUGUCUUACCUCAAAAUGCACCAAAGCAUCAGAUUAUUGAUGGUGGAACCUUCACCAUUAUUGGUUUAGAGGCACUUUUGGCUCAGACUAAGGAAAGUGUUCUGAUGCUUUCUGAUAUGCUGCGUUCUCCACAUGUUGCUGAGUUUCAGCAAGAGGUUGAACACUGGCUGUUGCUUUUACAAGAGCAGGAUAAAUUGCUUGAUAUAUUUGGGCGAUAUCAGCAAAAAUGGAUCUUUUUAAGUAGAACGUUCAAUGAAAUGGUGCACUCUCAAAAAUCUGAGUUUCAAGAGAAGUUUCACCUGGUGGAUAAGAUGUUUCGUAAAAUCAUUCAAAUCACUGUUAAUGACCCACAUGUAUCCAGUUUUGUUCGACUGGGUACAACAACAGAGGCCAGUGACAGUUUACAAGAACAGAGUCUACGUACUGUCUUUAUGAAUGGACUCACAAUAAUGGAGAAGAUUUCCAGUCACUUACUCUACGUCAUGGAGUCACCACGAAUCCAGUUCCCUAGACUCUACUUUCUCAGUGAUGGGGAGGUGAUGAAACUUCUCUCUUUACAGCUCCCAGAACCUUCAUCCCUUUUACCUCUGGUGCAGAAAUGCUUCAAGGGCGUUAAACAGUUUGAUGUUCAAGUUGAAGGUGGUGGUUGCUGUGACAAUGACUUGACAGCUCUAAGUGAUGAGCGAAUGUGCAUACACAGUGUGUAUGGAGAAUUUGGAGAACAUGUUCCCUUCAUUGGUCCUCUUGAGCCAAACCUCAGUCCUGUGGCUUGGCUUAGUCUUUUUGAGCACAAGUUAUAUCAAGCAGUGAAACAGGCAAUUCUGAAAUGCUUAGAUGUCCAGCAACAUUCAAACUUUGAAAAGCAACCUAGCACCCCAGACCUGAUUGGGAAUAGAAAAGAGAACAAUUCAGAAGUAGCUCAUGAACCUCCCUCACUUAUGCAUCUAAUACGUCAAUAUCCUUUGCAAUGCCUUUUGGUGGCAGAGGAGGUUUUGUGGUGUAGCAUGAUCCGGAAGUCAUCACAUACUGGCAUGUGGACAAGAAUCAAGUCCCAAAAUGCAGCAAAAGUGCACUAUUUGUGCCAGCUUUUAAAAGAACACUCAAAUGAAAAAACAUCUCAAAUCUUGACAGCUCUGCGUGCCUUGGUUAUGCUUACCAUGAAGCACUCUGGCCAAACAGAUGGGCUUGCUGAAGUGAAAGGAGACUUGGAGUCCUCUUUUGAAUGGCAUAAACUUAUGAAAUAUUACCUCAUCCCAAAUGAUAAUGCGCCUUCUUCUGAUUUGCUUCCACUUAAAGAGGAUCAGUCUGUCUGUGUUGAUAUUCUGUGCACACAGUUGCCAUAUGGCUAUGAAUACAUCGGACCUGAUAACUGGAAGAUGGUGACUACUCCUUCAACUGAACAAGCUUACAUGGGCAUUAUUCUUGCCUUAUCAAGCUUCAAGUGUGCUUUCAUCAGUGGACCCCACAUGUCAGGCAAGCAGCAUACUGCAGUGCAGUUGGGUUAUGCACUGGGACGACAAGUGGUUAUCUUGAAGUGUUGUUCAAGCACUGCUACUUCAGUUGUUUCGCAAAUGCUUCUAGGUGCUCUUCAAUCUGGGGCUUGGCUUGUGCUUGAUUCAGUGGAUUUGUUGAAACAAGGAAUGUUGUCCGAGUUGGGACAACGCUUGACUGAAAUUCAUCAAAAUUUAUCAGCAGUUCAAAGACAAGCCCAAGAGGAAGCACAUGAGCUGACAAGCUCAUUUAGGAAGUGUAGCAGUAAAGAAUUCAUACAAAAAUAUAACAGUAGAGUGAAUGAAGUGGAAUGUCACAUUGCUGGAAAAAAUAUUCAAGCCAUGCUAAGCUAUGGAUGUGUCACAAUCUCAGCUAAUGGCUACUCAACUGAGAUACCAGAAAAUCUUAGAAUUGCAAUGAGGCCUGUGGCAUUUAUGCAGCCACACUACAGAACCAUUGCAGAAGUGAUGCUGAUGUCAUUUGGAUUCUCUGAAGCAGCUACCAUAAGUCGUCGCCUGGUCUCUCUCUUUAGCCUUGCUAAGGAUUCACAUUGCCUCCCUGAUUUUGUCAGUGGUCACCAGACCUCAUGGCUUGUCCUUCUCAGAAAUGUGAUUGCUGUCUCUGGAACACAUUUACAUCUCUCUCGUAAUUUGGUAGAAAUUGAUAAGGGUACAUUUUGUAGUCAGUAUGAGACAGGAUCUGCUUAUACAAGACUUGAAACAAUACCCGCAAAGGUCGAAGAACAUUAUUCAUCACACUUCAGUCAGUCUAAUGUGAUCAUAAAUGAGUUAGAAGAGCAAGCAGCAAUUAAAGGAGUUCUGUCAGUCAUGCAGUAUACUGUCUCAGAUCCAAAGAUAGCAUCACAGUUUUGUAAAAUAUCUGAGCAAAUCUUUCCGAAAGCAAGGUACUUUUCCAGUCCACAACUGUUCACUGAUGAGGGGGAACAAAAUAUCCUUAGAAAUCUUGUCAUCGAUGAGUUGCAGCAACAAGGAAUUUAUACAGACACACAAACACUUCACAAUGUGUUGAUCCUGCAUGAAGUUUUGAAGCGCUCUAAUGUUGUAGUGCUUGUCGGACCAGCAGGUAGUGGAAAAACAACUUUGUAUAAAGCCCUUUCUAGUGCACUUCAAAAACUGUCCAGGGCUCGGGACAUUGAAUCUACUGGUGAUCCUACAGGAGAUUUUAAUGACAUUUAUCAUUAUUUGUCUAAGCCAUGUUGGACCUCUGUGAGCACAGAAGUUAUAUUUCCUAAUACCUUGUCCCUCAAACAGUUUUUUGGUGGCUAUUGUGGUCAGGACAACUCCUGGUUUGAUGGAGUUUUCACCAAAGCAUUAAGACACUCAGAACAGCCACUGCCGAUUACUCCUUGCAAGAGGAAAAUAACUGUGCAAAAACAGCUAGAAAAAUGGAUUGUGCUGGAUGGAGAUCCACUCGGCAGACCUGCUUGGAUGGACUCUUUGGCUACUCUUUGUGAUCUUGAAAAUCCCUAUCUCUGCCUUUCAUCAGGAGAGAAAAUUAAGCCAUCAAAACUGAAAAUACUAGCUGAGAUUACAGACCUUGGUGAUUCAAGCCCCUCUGUAGUGACACACUGCAGUCUGGUGUAUGUUUCUGGAGAAAACCUGUGGAGAUCUGUGUGGAAGAGUGAGAUGAAUGUACUUUCUACUGAACAAAAUGUCGACCAGAUUACUCUGGAAAUGUGGAGUCACCUUUCUGAAGACCUUUUUCCUGACACGCUAGCAUUUCUUAAGAACAAAGCACUUUCUUCUGUGAUGGCCAGUGAUCGAUGUGAAGGCAGACAGUCAUCUAGGAUUACAGAUGGUUUGCAGGAAAUAAUGUCCUUCAUUAAGAUUCUUCACACCCUUUUGGAGCAUUCAGGAAAGGGAGGAGGCUUGAAAUACACAUCAAGGAAACCUGUAACAACAGAUAGUACACAAGCUUUCCAAUCACCCUGCAAUGAUGCCAUGGCAUCGUCUUCUCAUUGGUGGUUACAAGCACGAAACCUCUUUAUUGUAGCUUUCAUUUGGGGAUUUGGAGGUCAUUUGCAACCUAGACACUGGCCACAUUUUGAUCUUUUUGUACGAGAGGCUCUAUAUAAAAGCUGUUGUACUAUUGAGACUCCACCAGAAGGCACAGUAUUUGAGCAUUUCUUUGAAUUCAGUGAGGAAAUGAGAGAUACGACUAAUUUCAUCAACUGCUUCAUGCGUAAGAGUCCACAGCUCUUCUACACACCUGUGCCUCAGUACGAAAAACAUGCAUAUCUCCUGGACAUGCUCCUGGAUGUUCAUCAGCCAGUUCUUACUGUGGGAGAGUCUGGCUCUGGCAAAACAAUGCUGUGCAAGUCUUUAAUAUCAAAAACACGACCACACCUGCAUUUACCAGCCUGUCUCGGCCUUCACUCUUCUGAAUUGAGCAAGGUACUUGAGAGAGUUAGGUACCAGAAGACUCAAGUGAGGAACAUGGAGGCCUUAAAGCAGCCAAACUUUCUUUUGUUCAUUGAUGACCUUCAUGAAGCACCAUUUGAUGUUUAUGAAAAAACAUCAAUGACUCUAGAGACAUUGCGUCAGUGUAUUUCUACAGGUGAAGUGUUGAUAUCAGAAGGCUCUCAUUUCAAGCUGUUUCGAUUAAGAGCCGUUAAUUAUCUAGGCACUUGUAGUGCUCCUAAUGCAGUCAACAGCAAUCAGAUCUCUCCACGUCUCUCUCGACUCUUCACAAUCUUGACUUUCCCAAGCAUGACUUCUGAAAUCUUGUUUUCUAUCCAUUCCUCGAAAUUGCAACCAUGGCUGAAAGAGACACAACCCAUGCAGAGGAUUGUAGAUAUAACAAACUGCAUCCUAACCUCAACUCUUGAUGUGUAUUUUGCAGUGCGUGAAUGUUUUACUCCUGCCUUACAUAGUCCAAUCUUCAUCUUUUCUUUGCAUGAUGUUCACAAAGUGUUUCAAGGGAUGUACCUUUGGAAGCCAAGGCUUAAUGUCCAGGAGGCUCUUCAUAGUAGUCUGGGUUAUAGGAGUGUCUCUUCAUCCGCUCUUAGACAUGCAGCUCAUGACCUUAACAUCGCGCGCCUCUGGAUGCAUGAGUGUUUGCGCACUUUUGGUGAUCGGCUAGCUUCAGAGGAGGCAUGCCAAAAACUUCUCUCCAUUAUAGCUGAAGUUUCUAAGAAGAAUUUUGGCACUAGGUUGUCAAGUGAAUCUACAGAAGGUAUAUCAAGCCCUACAGAUCAAUCAUCUGUAUCAAGGAAACAUAAUGCGAACCAGCAACUGGAUUCAACCCCUUCCCAGUUGGAAGAGAAUGUGAUUCCCUUGCUUGGAAUGGCAGAAGUUCAGACAGAGAGGAAAGAGCGCUAUGCAGUAGAGAACAACUCCAGCUUGUAUAACCAAGGAAGAGGUGAGGAUGGAUCCUCAUAUGGUAAAGAUGAAGUAAAAGAUGAUGGCGAAAGUGAACCAGGAACAUCAGCGUGUGUAUCUGAAUCUGCAAGUGAAUUCUUAAGUAGUUCAUCUCAAAUGCAUCUAAAAUGUUCUCAUUCUGGUGAAAACAAAUAUGACUACAUUAAUCAAAAGCCAGAAUCACAUGAAGAGUUAACCACACAACAUAUGCCUUUAACAACAACCACAGCAAAAACAUUCAUUCAGCUUCUACAGGAAGCAGCUUCUUCCAUCCAGAAUGUGGUCUUCAGCCCAGAAUUGUGUACACCACUGAAUAACAUACUUCAGCACCAUAAAUGUAAACUCAACUGUGUGUAUCGAGAAAGAGACAUAGAUAUGUUGGUAGACCAACUAUUUCAUACUCUUAAAAGCAGAGAAGAAAAUAAAGAGGAAUCUGACAACACUUACUAUAGUCCUACCUGGGCUGUGCAUCACCAAAAUGUACAUCAACUUGUGCAUAUCAUCCGCACAUUUCUCGUUCCUGGUGGACACGGGGCUCUGUUUGGAGCAGCAAAGAAAACAGGCAGAAAGACCAUUGUACGGCUAGCAGCCACUUUGUUGGGAUAUCAACUAGUUGAGGUCCAUCCUGAAAAUGAGGCCAAGUUGUGGGAAAUUAUGAAAGGGGUUCGUAGCCAAAUUGGGGUGGGUGGACAUUUGGUUCUUCUGGUUCACGAAAACACUAGCCAGGCUAUUAAGGAUGAGCUGCUCAUAAUAAUGGCCAAUGGACGCUUCCCUGGACUGUAUUCAGAUAAGAAAUUGAGCAGUUUGACAAAGGAUGCCAGAGCACUUGAAAUUAAUAUUCCGCUGUGUUUAAUUAUAAAUUCUCUGAUAUCAGCAGGUAACAAUUAUAGUACUGAUAUUGUGCAUCUCUUUUUGUCCAGCUAUUUCAAAAACAUCAGAAGAAAUACUCAUGUAUUCCUUCUUUAUCCUCUUCUCUGGCACAACUGUGAAAGUCAAACCGUAAAAUCUUCAGUUUUGGAGAUGCAUAUCACCAAGGCUUUGAGUCUCUGCUGUUGUGUAGAAGUGUACCAACCUUGGACCUGUGAGGCUUCAGCUGAAAGUGCUUUGUAUCAUUUAAAAGCCAGCCAUCAGAUUCCCAAGACAGAUAGAACAGUUGCCAGGAAUAGCUUAGUGGCUAGCAUUUCUGAGGCGAUGGCAAGAAUACAUUUAUCAGCUACAAAAUAUGCUGUCACACUGUUUCAUUUUCAACCGUUUGGACCUCGGUCCUACGUAGAGUUGAUGGUCCAGUUCUUCUUCUUCUGCCACCACCUCUUUGAGCAAAGCAGAGUUCAGGAUAACCGUUUGGCAAAGGUUUUAGCGCAUGUGAAGGACAUGACUGACACAGCUGCAAGGCACACACAGGACGUUCUGAGCUUUAAGGCCAAAUGUGAGGAAAAACAGAAGUGUCUGGACCAGCAGCAGGAAUCAGUGGAUGUGGCAUACAAAAUCUGGGAACAAACCCACCACCAAAGUUCAAAGGAAGAAGAAUGGCUUUUCAAUCUAGAGGAUCAGUCAUACCGAGUUCAGCAACAAGUUCAAGAUGCCUUCGAACAGGUAAGUCCGCUGUACCAAGCAGCUGUGGAGGCACUGCAGGCUUUAAGCCAGUCUGACUUGGAUGAGAUGCGGCACUACAGGAUGCCCCCUGAUGGAUUUGUCAUGGUCAUGGAUCUCAUAUGCAUGUUAUUCAACCGUCCAUGUGGGUGGGACAGUAGCAAACAACUUUUGAUGCAAUCCAGCUUCUUUCAGGAACUGGAAUUUUUCGACAUAUCUAAAUUAACCGAUGAGACGAUUUAUAAGUUGGCUCAGAUCACACAGGCACCAUGCUUUCAGCCAAGCUCUGUGCGAGAUGUGAGUCGGACUUGUGAGUCCUUGUGUCGCUGGGUGAGAGCAGUAUAUCAGUAUGCUUGCAUACAGCGCCAUAUGGCACCUCAAAAGGAAAAAAAGCGCUAUUUAGAUGAGCUCAUAGCUGAGAGUCGAGCGAGGUUGAGACUUGCGAGGCUGCAGGAGGAUUCAGAGCGGAAAAGACUAGAAGAAUUGGAAAGAAAGCAGGCGCUCAACAGACAAGACAUGGAGUUGCUGAAGGCCCAGCUUAGUACUUCAGAGGCUCAAGAAAGGGAGUCAUGUGCUGCUCUCAAACAGGUUGAAUGUCUCAUUAAAGAUUGGAUGUCAGCAGAAAAGGAAGCAAAGUUGGCUAAUCACAGCAUUCCAGGUGACGCCCUGCUUUUGGCAGCUGUUGUUACAUAUUUGGGUCCAUUCGGGCCUGAUGUUCGACAGGAGCUGCUCCAGAAGUGGCACAAACUUUGUCUGGAUGGUGCAAUUAAUAUGAAACCGGAGGAUCCAUGUGCAACAAUUUUCUGUGAUGUCCCCCUUGCAACUUGUGACAACUAUGUGGCAAUUCCUGUCAGUAAGACAUUUCAAAUUGCCUUAAAUCGAAUACUUGGACUAGAUCUGCAUCGCAUCCAUGGAGAUUCCACUGAUCUGUUCCGGAGUGUUCUUCUCUGGGGGCACAGAUUUGCUUGGGCUCAGCGCUGCCUUCUACUGGCAGAUCAUCAUAAACACGAGGAACCCAGCUCUCAGACAUUGUUUCCUCCUGGUCAGGUUACAAGAUGGGAAGAAAAAGCCCAUGAGGGGGAUAGAUAUGGACUUAUAGUUUCUGCUGAUGAUCCACAGUUAUUUGAUAAGCUAAAUCAUGGAGCAAAAGAAGGUCUAAGAGUAUUGGUGACGCAUACUGAACGAGCAACAUCAAACCUCCAAAUCCUUCAGAUGUUUGUUACGCCAGCAAGUUCCCCUGGUCAGAGCCACUCAGUUAAACCUGCUCAUCCGGACUUUCGUCUCAUUAUGAGUACUUCCCUUCCAGUCCAAUCGCUGAUACACGAAAUUCACACUUCAUUCCUGGAGGAGGUUCAAAUGAUUGAUCUUUCUCCAAGCACGUCUGAAAUUCAGGACCUUUUCCUGACAGAACUGAUGCAGACCGUGUGUUUAGAACUUUGGACUCUACAUCGUCAAAUUCUAACAAAAAAACAGACACUUCAGCGUGAACUUUUUCAAAACAAGGUUUCCUUGAUGGACUAUGUCAUGCACGCAUCCACACCACUUCUCCAGGACCCCGACUUCCUUCCACUCGUGUGUAUGUGUCAGAGUGUCUCUCUUGAACUUGAGACAGAAAUCAAGGAGCUAUCCCAAGAGAUAGAUCGGCACAAAGCCCUGAUGGCUGAUUUUUAUCGAAUAGCAGAGCUUGCCACAGCCCUGUACAACGCUCUGCAGGAUGUGGCCCAACUUUCCCCAUGUUAUCUUUUCACUCUUCAUGGUUUCCUGCUCACUUUACGGUCAGCUUUACCCUUAGAGAGCCAAGACAUGAGCCUUCAUAGAGUGAUGGAGUCCACAGCAGUCUUAUCUGAGAUUACCUACAGGAUUGUGUCUCAUGUCUUUUCUCAGUAUAAACCCCGCUUGUUCAAGAGCCAUUCCACUUUAUUCAGAUUAUUGGUAUCUGUUGCUGUUAUUGUGCACAAUGAGGGAUGCCCUGAGGUAGAACGAGUCAUUUUCCUCAGAGGAUUAAGCAACUGGAAGUCUUCAGAGCAUUUUUUAUCACCGUCUGCACAGUCUGUCCCCGAGCUGCCGAGCUGGAUUCAAACAUGCGCACGAGAUGAUAUUUUUCUGUUAGAGAGGAUUGAACCCUUUUGUGGCCUUGUAUCAUCUCUGGUAAAUUCGUCCAAGCUAUGGCGAGAAUACCUGCGAUUUCCUUCAUCCACAGUGAUUGGACCGGUCCCUUGUCAGUCUCACUCUCAUUUGUCCACAAUGCAGAGGGCUAUUCUCUGGAAAACGCUGUGUCCUCAUUGGCUAGCAGCAGUGGAGGAGGACCUUGAAGCCUGUGCGCAAGGAUAUUUGCUGCAUUCAUAUCCUGGAGAUCCUCCAAUGAGCUCUGCGGAAAUGAUCUCCAGCCUUUUGUCUAAAAAUCAAGGUCCUGUUGUUGUACAUUUACCAGAUAAAAAUGAAGAAAUGCCAGUAAGCAUUUACCCUCUCCACUUGAUUAAUCAAAUUGCGCAGUGCCAGGUGGACAACAAAGGGGUGAAGCUGAGUGUUAUUUCUUUCGGGUCUGGGUGCCAUCGAAAUGCUGUUCUCUCUGCACUAGACAGCGCUGUCCAGAAUGGCCACUGGUUAGUCCUGAACAACUGUCAUCUGCUGGACUGCUGGGAUGUCAGCGUUGUGAACAAGUUAACACAAGUAGUGUACAGCACUACAAAAGAUUUGGAGACAGAUGGCAGGCUUCUAAAUGCUGAAAGUACAGGAAGAUUUGUGCAUCCCCAGUUUAGAUUGUGGCUCAUAACCAGAAGUGACAGGACUCACUCAGUCCCAGUUGCUGUUAGGAUUAGAGCCCUGCACUUGGUGUGUGAUUCCUCCUGGGACCUGAAGGAUGAGUUGUGGUCUUCAGUUAGACAGACACUCCCCUUCUCCUCUCAUGAAGACACUGUGAACACUCGGUGUGCUGUCCUGCACUCUGUCCUGCGGCAGAGACAAACAUUCAAACACCUGGGCCAAGCACGGCUUUACCUUUGGUCUCAGGAAGAUCUACUUGCUCUGAUUGAUGCACGUCACCGCAUAACCAAACACUGUAGUGACCCUACCGGAGCAUUGGAGUACAUAGCAGGUCACCUGGUUUAUGGGAGCCACGUGUCAGACCAUGAAGAUCGAGCAGCUGUGCAGAGUGUGAUUAGGGCAUGUCUAAGAGAGCCGUCUACAUUAUGUGGACGCGGCAAAGACAUUCUCUCUGAUAUCAUUAACAUUACAGGAAGAUUUGAAGCUGGUGGUCUGUUGAAAGACUUGAGGAAUUGUAUUCAAUGCAUUACUAGCAGUACAGACCCAUUCGUUCUGGGCUUUAGUCCAGGUAUGGCAAGUGAACUGGUGAAGCUAAAAAGUCAUCGACUCGGCAUUCUACUGCAUCAGACACAGAAUAUCUAUGUUGAUGUCAGAGGAGACACCAGUCUUUUCAUGCAACCUCAAGAACUUCCAGACUAUAGGACAGCUUGGGAAAGGCUGCUAACUUUACAAGACAAGCUGAGGAAAAUGGACAUUGGCAUGGGAAUGGAAUCUGCUUCUCUUGGUCCGUUGCGUUGUUUCUUCCAGGCAGAGCGGGAGCGUCUGGAUGCACUGGUGUCUUCCCUCCUUUUAGACAGUUUUCAGCCAGUUAAAUAUAACAUGACAAGCUCCACUACUGCGUAUCUAACAUCAUCAGAUCUCUCAAGGCUGGAGACUCAAGCAGAGCAGCUCAGGUCAUACCUGUGGGAGGAGUCAUCCAGUAUUAAACCUUGUGUUUAUCGACUGGCUGCCUUUCUCAAUCCCAGAGGCUUUCUGGCAGCGUUGAUCAGAGAAGCAGUCCGCAUCCAAGACGAGGAUAUCAGUCUUUACAGCUUGAAUUUUAAGGUGCUUCAUGAUAUGGUAUCCCUAUCGUCUCCACCCUUAAGUGGUGUUUUACUGUCAGGACUGGAGCUACAAGGGGCACUUUGGGAUCCAGUGUCAAGAGUUCUUAAAGACACGGAGUCCCCCAAUCCUUCCCCUUUCCCACCCCUCUGGGUCAGUGUUGAAGAGAACAAACGUGACCGUACCUGCUCCUCUAAAAGCUCACACUGUAAUUCCUCAUCCCAGCCUCUGUACUGCUGUCCCCUGUAUGUAGACAGACAAACUGCAGAGGGAGGUCAAGAUCUCUCCGAUGACAAUAUUAUCAUCCAUGUUCCACUUGCAACAAGGUUAGAUCCAAUCCUCUGUGCUAUGAGGCGUGUUAGGUUAACUAGUACUCUCUUACAAUAAACCCUGCGGUAAAUGGUGAAAAAAAGCAUAUGCUCAUAUUAUGACAUCAUUACUAAAUAGUUAUCUUGCAGAUUUAUCUUUCUUUAGAGUAAACUUGGAAAUAUCUUUCAUAUUAUCAUACUUUUGUUGCAGUACAGUACUAGUAGACUUUAUAGACCAUUUUUGGUAAUUUUUAGCAUUUAGUAUACAUUCACGUUUGUGAAUUUAAACAAAAAAAUAAUAAAGCAAUUUUCAAAUCA
Messenger RNA from Carassius gibelio (silver crucian carp), 14969 nucleotides. Its product is annotated as dynein heavy chain domain-containing protein 1. The record is from RefSeq and is a predicted model, not a curated record. Gene Ontology annotation, cellular component: dynein complex. NCBI's taxonomy places the organism in Eukaryota, Metazoa, Chordata, Actinopteri, Cypriniformes, Cyprinidae. Gene Ontology annotation, molecular function: minus-end-directed microtubule motor activity; ATP binding; dynein intermediate chain binding. Gene Ontology annotation, biological process: microtubule-based movement. Bases 964 to 14730 code for a protein of 4588 amino acids. The transcript has 43 exons.